Molecule: messenger RNA, 804 nt
Organism: Talaromyces atroroseus
Lineage: Eukaryota; Fungi; Ascomycota; Eurotiomycetes; Eurotiales; Trichocomaceae
Exons: 3
Coding region: 1-804 (267 amino acids)
Cellular component (GO): NuA4 histone acetyltransferase complex
Source: RefSeq, a predicted model, not a curated record
AUGGCGGACACUACCUCGGCCACUGCGCCGAAUGCAUCAGCGUCAAACAACGAUAACGCAGCAAGCACCAAUAGCACAACCGCAAACAAUAACAAUAACAAUAAUAACACAAAUCAAUCGCAACAAAACCCUUCAAAAAAUCCAGGCGCAAACCCUGCCACUCCUUCGGCCGGCGCGCCUGCAACGGCAGCAAACGAGAAUCGCGGAUUGCCCUAUUACGAAAAGCUUCGACGUGAAUUACGUGAUACUCUACAGAAGAAACGGCUUAUGGAUAAAAGCAUGAUACAACUAGAAGACCAAAUCUUCCGCUUUGAACAAUCCUACCUCGAAGACACAAGCGCAGGCAACAUAAUCAAGGGAUUCGAUAACUACAUCAAAGGCUCGAGUGGCACCUCUGGACUCAGUGGAGGGGCAGGCACUCUCUCAUUAUCAGGCGGAGCAGGAGCGGGAGGAACAGCGCGACGAAAGGCAAUGGUUUCCGAUAAUGAUCGGGUAUUUAGUAAGAGCUCGGCUUCUUUUAUGAGGGACUCGCCUACUCCGUCUUCAGCACAAACUACACCGUCCCAUGCCCCGACCCCAACAUCUUCGCACGGCGGUCCUUCGUCUACUUCUAAUAACGCCGCUGGAGGAGGCGGUGGUGGUGGCGCCAAGUCAGAAGGGUCAAAGGGCGGUUCGUCAAAGAAUAAGAAGAAAAAUAGUGCAUCUACCCCCGGAGCUGCGAAGGAUGAGUCGGAUGCUGAUGUUGAUAAUGGCUCAAGUAAGCCGGCCGCGAAGAGGUUGAAGAUAAGUUAUGGGCGUGAUUGA